AUGAAGAUGAUUGGUUUUGGAGGCUUUCAUGGCUCACCAAAACCAGUUCGGAUCGUUGUGGUUGGUGAGAAGGGAACCGGGAAAACAAGUUUGAUCAUGGCUGCAUCAAAUGAAUAUUCUCAACCUCAUCAAAACAUCCCUCCUGUGUUACGAUACACUACUUUCCCUUCGGAAUGGUUCUCUGACCCUGUUCCUGCCACAAUCAUCGACACUUCUUCAAAACCGGAAGAUAGAGAAAAGGUCGUUAAGGAAGUGAAAGAAGCAGAUGCAAUUGUUUUGACGUUUAUAGUGGAUAGACCAGAGACUUUGGAGCGUUUGGGUGAAUAUUGGCUUCCUCUGUUUCGACAACUAGAGGUGAGAGUCCCUAUCAUAGUGGUAGGUUGCAGCAUUAUCAACAAUGAGUAUCAUAAUCAAAGCGGCAUUGAAAUAAUAACAACAUCUAUAAGGGAACAAUAUAGAGAGAUCGAGACAUGUUUCGACUGGUCUGCUCAUGCUCGAGGGGUGUUUUGGUAUGCACAACAAGCUGUUAUUAACCCUAUAGAACCAAUAUAUGAUCGAGAAACCAGUUCAUUGAAGCCUCGUUGUGUUGCUGCGUUAACACAUGUAUAUGUACUCGCUACACGUGACCAUGAUUACAAUCUCAAUGAAGCCGGGUUAAACAAUAUUCAGGCUCGAUGCUGCUAUGAACCAUUGACACCUUCUGAAAGUAGAGGACUAAUAGAAUUUGUGCAAGAACGGUAUCCACUAGGAGUUGAUGAAAACGGAAUCACAAUAGAUGGAUUCUUGUUUAUGAACUCCUACCUUGUGGAACAAGGAAGGACCAGAAAGGUAUGGAUUCUACUAAGGAAAUUUGGGUAUAACGAUGAGUUAAGACUCGCAGAUGACGUGAUUCCUUACUCAACAUUCAAACGUGUUCCUGAUCAGAGUGUUGAGCUGACAGAUGAAGCUAUUAGUUUCUUAAGGAAAGUCUAUACGAAUUUGGAUCAAUACGGUGGUAAUAACUUGGGACUUCAAAUGAUUGGAUUUAUCUUUCAAACUUCACCUGAAAAUCCUUGGAACAAUGCUCUUUAUGAAGAUGCAGCAGAGAUAACUGAUGAUGGAGGCUUAUCACUCGAAGCUUUCCUUUCAUUGUGGUCUUUGAUGACACUGAUAGAUCCAGGUAGGAGUGUUGAAUGUUUGAUUUGUAUGUGCUAUACAACUUCAGCAGUUCGUGUCACUAGGAGGAGACUGCUAAACCGCAAGGAACAUAACUCUGAAAGAAGAGUUGUUCAGUGUUUUGUCUUUGGACCCAAGAAUGCUGGAAAAAAUACAUUGCUCAAUGGAUUUAUCGGAAGGCCAUAUGAUGAUGAUAACAACAAUGGAUCAGACGAGGAACGUUAUGCUGUUAAAAUGGUUGACAACUGUGGUGUAACUGGAGACACAAAAAAAACUUUAGUGUUGAAGAAAAUUCAAAUUCGAGAAGAUGGAAUCUUACCAUCAGAUGAAGCAUUGGGUGCUUGUGAUGUAGCUAUCUUUGUUUACGAUUUUUCUGAUGAGUGUUCGUGGAAGAGAGCCAUUAAUUUGCUCGUUGAUGUUGCAACCGCUAGUGAAGACGCUGGUCUAGAGUUUCCUUGCCUAAUGGUUGCAGCGAAAACUGAUCUUGAUUCAUUCCCAGAUGCAAUUCAAGAAGCUACUAAGGCUGCACAAGAUAUAGGGAUUGAAGCUCCAAUACCAAUCAGUUCUAAAAUUGGAGAUUUUGGCAACUUGUUCCAAAAGAUCUUAACCGCGGCCGAGCAUCCUCAUUUAGGUAUACCAAAGACUGAGUCAAAGAAGAAAAGGAAUCGAAAGCUAAUCAAAAGAUCUUUAAUGAUGAUUUCAAUUGGGACAGGGGUUGUGAUCGUUGGGAUGGCUUCAUUUCGUCUCUAUGCUGCAAGAAAACAUAACUAA
Raphanus sativus (radish) is the source of this 1926-nucleotide messenger RNA. Its product is annotated as mitochondrial Rho GTPase 3-like. Gene Ontology annotation, biological process: small GTPase-mediated signal transduction; regulation of mitochondrion organization; mitochondrion organization. Gene Ontology annotation, cellular component: mitochondrial outer membrane. The record is from RefSeq and is a predicted model, not a curated record. Gene Ontology annotation, molecular function: GTP binding; GTPase activity; calcium ion binding. The coding region runs from base 1 to 1926 and encodes 641 amino acids. Lineage: Eukaryota; Viridiplantae; Streptophyta; Magnoliopsida; Brassicales; Brassicaceae. The transcript is spliced from 12 exons.